UUUGUUUCAUAGUAAAGUCCUUCCCAGUGAAGAGAACUGCCCAACUGGUGUGAGGAGCAACCGGGACCACAGAGGUGGUGUAGAGAUGGCCCUCAUCUGUAACCAGCUUUCCAUCGUGAACCCAGUCAUCCCCUUCUCUAAGGCCACACCAGGGGGCCUCCAGUAUGGACAUCAGAUCAUUGUCAAAGGGAUGUUUCUUCCGUCCUGUGGAAGCAGCUUUCAGGUGAACUUUCAGACGGGCUUCAGUGACAAUGACAUUGCCUUCCACUUCAACCCUCGGUUUGAAGAAGGCGGGUAUGUGGCCUGUAACACCAGGCAGAAAGGACGCUGGGGGUCGGAGGAGAGGAUGAUGAUCAAUCCCUUCCAGAUGGGAAUUCCUUUUGAGAUCAGCUUCCUGGUGGAGAACUCUGGAUUCCAGGUGAUGGUGAAUGGAAACUUCUUUAUGAACUACGUACACCGCGUGCCCUUCCACCGCGUGGACACCAUCUCCUUCACUGGUGGUUUGGAGGUGACACAGAUCCGCAUUGAGGUUAGAUUGUCCAUCUGGCACUUGUCCCACCGUCUUGGUGCAGGAGCAAGUCUAGCUAUGCCUAGGCCUGUUGGGUGGGUCCAAAUGUUCCAGCCAAUCUCUCACUCAGGUGACUCUAGGGACACACCUUUGCUCCCCCAUCCCGCUCUUCUUGUGUCACUGUCUCUGUCUAGAGCACCUGCCUCAGCCUGACUCCCUCCCCUCUUG
This is a messenger RNA of Myotis myotis, 736 nucleotides long. Its product is annotated as galectin-9B-like. The transcript is spliced from 4 exons. Bases 86 to 721 code for a protein of 211 amino acids. Gene Ontology annotation, molecular function: carbohydrate binding. Lineage: Eukaryota; Metazoa; Chordata; Mammalia; Chiroptera; Vespertilionidae. The record is from RefSeq and is a predicted model, not a curated record.